UCUGUGCUCAGUUUCGCGUUAGUUAUCGUCAGGCAAAUAUUAAAUAUUUCUACAUAAAUUUGAAGUGUUCCGCAGUGUUCGCAGAGUGCUAUGGGUCGUGGUGUCUUAUUACUGUUGGCACUCUUUGUUGUCCAUCUGCAUCCAUCUUUUGAAAGAGAUGUUUAUCACAAGUCUUCUCGAUAUCCAACUGUAAGGAAUAAGGAAGAAUCAGAUCCCAAUUUUUGGGCGAAGGAGGCGUGGCAAGGUAUUGAAUCUAGUCGCUAUAAAGACAAUGUGAACAAGGCGCGCAAUGUAAUUAUGUUCCUGGGAGAUGGCAUGUCGGUGCCGACGCUGGCGGCCGCGAGGACUCUGCUGGGGCAGAGAGAAGGCCGCACUGGAGAGGAGACACAGCUGUUUUUCGAAUCGUUCCCUACUAUAGGAUUAUCAAAAACAUACUGUGUAGACGCCCAAAUCGCCGACUCGGCAUGCUCGGCUACAGCGUAUCUAUGCGGUUCUAAAGCAAAUAGAGGCACUUUAGGAGUAACUGCUGAUAUAUUACGGACCAAUUGUUCAUUCGUCAAUCCAGAAAAUUACGUCCAUUCUAUUGCUGAAUGGGCACUCGCCGCCGGAAAAGAUGCAGGUAUAGUCACCACGACUCGCAUAACUCACGCAUCUCCAGCAGGCGUGUACGCGCACACGGCCGAGCGCGACUGGGAGAGUGAUGCCGACGUCCUAGACGACUGUGCUUCAGCACAAGAUGUGCCUAUUGACAUUGCUGAACAACUAGUACACAACUAUCCUGGAACACACUUUAAGGUUAUUUUAGGAGGCGGAAGACGAGAAUUUUUGCCUAAUACUAUUAUAGACGAAGAAGGAACCCAAGGCAAAAGAUUAGAUGGUAGAAAUCUUAUAAAUGAAUGGAUAGAGGAUAAAAUAUCCCGCAAUGUGAGCCACAAGUAUGUAUGGAAUAGACAGGAGCUUGUACAACUGUCGUUAUCACCUCCAGAAUAUUUACUGGGCCUGUUUGAGGGAAGCCAUAUGAAAUAUAAUUUGAAAGCAGAUCCUACUAUGGAACCCUCCCUCGCUGAUAUGACAGAAAUAGCAAUUCGUUCCUUAAACCGUAACAAUAAUGGCUUUUUUCUAUUCGUCGAGGGAGGUCGCAUUGAUCAUGGACACCACGAUAACUUAGUGCAUCAUGCACUGGAUGAGACCAUCGAGAUGGCGGCGGCAGUACGACGCGCUACUGAGUUAUUAUCAGAUGAGGACUCGCUGAUCGUCGUGACCUCUGACCACGCACAUGUUAUGUCUUUCAAUGGAUACACGCGACGUGGCGGUAAUAUCCUCGGGCCGUCUGAUGAUCUCGGUGAUGACGGGCUGCCAUACAUGACACUUUCUUAUGCAAAUGGACCUGGUGCGCGCUCGCAUGUGAACGGCAAGCGCGUGGAUGUUACUGCUGAUGAAGAUUUUGGUGAUCUGGACUGGAUGACGCACGCGGAGGUACUGCUGGAGGACGAGACGCACGGCGGCGACGACGUGGCGGUGUUCGCGCUCGGUCCCUACCACCACCUGUUCACCGGGAUGUACGAGCAGAGCCGCAUCCCGCACCUCAUGGCCUACGCCGCCUGCAUCGGGCCCGGCCUACAUUCCUGUGAUGAUUAAAUUUUGUUAAUUUUUAGCUCUAUUUUACGGUCUAUUAUAACAUUUUCAACAUUCAACAA
Molecule: messenger RNA, 1697 nt
Organism: Galleria mellonella (greater wax moth)
Lineage: Eukaryota; Metazoa; Arthropoda; Insecta; Lepidoptera; Pyralidae
Product: membrane-bound alkaline phosphatase-like
Exons: 6
Coding region: 91-1638 (515 amino acids)
Biological process (GO): dephosphorylation
Molecular function (GO): alkaline phosphatase activity
Source: RefSeq, a predicted model, not a curated record